AUGAGGCCAGCAAGCAACUCGACGGCAGCGGCUACAGGAGCGGUGUUCCGGCACUGGAACUCUCCCAUUCCAUACCUGUUCGGUGGAAUAGCGGCGAUGCUAGGACUCAUUGCGAUAGCGUUAGUCAUUCUUGCUUGUUCAUGGAAGGAAUCGUCCACGCAUGGCGAUGAAGCUGAAGAAAAGCCAUCCAAGCAAGGGGUGGCCGCCAUGCAACUUGAAAUGGAGCCCAAAAUUGUUGUGAUCAUGGCCGGUGACGAAAACCCUACGUACAUCGCCAACCCAAUUCGCCAUGUUGAACAACAAGCUUGA
Hibiscus syriacus is the source of this 309-nucleotide messenger RNA. RefSeq names its product protein GLUTAMINE DUMPER 4-like. Gene Ontology annotation, biological process: regulation of amino acid export. The record is from RefSeq and is a predicted model, not a curated record. The transcript has a single exon. NCBI's taxonomy places the organism in Eukaryota, Viridiplantae, Streptophyta, Magnoliopsida, Malvales, Malvaceae. The coding region runs from base 1 to 309 and encodes 102 amino acids.